Molecule: messenger RNA, 1413 nt
Organism: Fusarium fujikuroi IMI 58289
Lineage: Eukaryota; Fungi; Ascomycota; Sordariomycetes; Hypocreales; Nectriaceae
Exons: 8
Coding region: 1-1413 (470 amino acids)
Source: RefSeq, a predicted model, not a curated record
AUGACUGGAACUCAGGCCUUUGGUAGCCCGGAUGGUGAUGAAUAUUCCACAGAUAGCGUAGAUCUUCACGGCGAGAUUGAUCGACUUAGCGUAAUGCUCAGCGCUACCGAACUUCAUUCUAUGGACUGGGUAGAGACAAUCACCUGCGCACCUAAGGCUAUUGGCAUCAUCGGCGAGUGCCUUGUAAUGAGCUCGCACCAACGUGCAGCUUCUAUUGAGCUGACAGACAGUCGACUGAAGGCCCCAUCGCUUCCAGCCAAUCUACGACAAUGUGCCAUCACUGGCAAAGGCGCCUUCGAUGAAGCUGCUUCAAGGAUGAGAAACAUAUCAUCACAAGCUCUGAUACUAGCAAGGGACGGCUCAGGCGUGAUUGACCGCAUUACCAAAUUCGCCUGUAAGGACCAGACACCUGUUGUUGCACGAGAAUUGGAAAAGCAGAAGGCCAAUCUGAAGAGGGUUGUCGUUCAAUGCACCCAAGAUGCGGAAGCCCUUCAAGGAGCAUUCCAGCGAUGGAACGAGGAGACGCGAAUUCUGCUCGAAGCGUUGAAUAUCAAGGAAGACCAAGUCCACAAGAAAGUAGAAGUAGCAGCAACAAGGCUCAUUAACACGGAGUUGGACCUUGAAAGGCUAAAAACGGAGUUGGGUUAUGAUGGGAUGAACUUGGCAGAAAUCCAAGACCGCCUCCUUGAGCGAACGGAGGUAAGUCAGGCCACUUCUGCGGUGGGCACCCCAGCCGUUAUGGCGGGACUUUUACUCCAAUCUUUGGGUGCCUCAAUUGGCGGCCCUCUGAUACUUGGAGCCUCUUUGGCGAUCUGGGGAACGACCAUUUUCGCUGCAUCCACACAAAUGGAUCGUGAUGCCCAAUUUAAGGCACUUCAAACAAAGUCCCUCAAAGCGCAAACAUUAGAUCAACAGAUUCAGAAACUCGGCUCUGCCUCUUGCACCUUGAAAGAAAUGAAGGAAAUAGUGAGCAAAGCUGUCCGUCAGAUCCUUGAUUUACAAUUCCAAGUUGGGACACUACUGGACUUUUUCAAAGCUAUUUUCAAGCGAGUCGAAUCUAUGGAUCAGUUUGAAACAAUGGAACUUGAGCGACUCGUCACGGACCAAGGCUACAAAGAGGACGAGGAUAUAAAGAUGAUCAUGGUUCAAACAGCUCUUGACUUGAAAGUAUCUUUCACUUUCGUGGGUCGCUUGGCAGAGAUGUACUCAAAAGUCUCUAUCAAGUAUUUGCUACCUGGCAUGCAGACAGUUCAAAUGCUAGGGCUUUCUGACGACUCAGUAACUACUGCUCAGCUGGAAUGGAAGGCAAGAGAGCUAGCUGCAUUCAAAACCGAUUCGGUAGAGAAUGUUCGCAGACUGACGAUGGAACAACAAGAGCAGCUUGAUCUGGAUUUGGCAAGGCUCAUUAAAUAG